AUGGCUCAGGCUAGGAGGAUCAAUUCUGUCAAAGAAUUGAACGGCACUACUGGAUGUGGAUUGCUGAUUAAUGUCAAGUUGUGCAAGUUGUGGGAUCGCCAUCAUUUUAAAAAUUGGGACAGAGUUGAGAGCCAUGAAAUGCUUCUUAUGGAUUCAAAUGGUGACAGAAUUGUUGCGGGGGUCCAUUGUGACCACUUUCAUCGUUUCGCCAACAAGUUCAUUGAAGAUACUAGAAGAAUUCAGAAUUUCUUAUGGAGUACUAAUGUUUAUCUAAAUGAAGAGUUGCUAGAAAUUGUCGACUUCAAGCAAAGAAUCACUGGUACUGCUGGAUUUGAUGAAAAUGUGAAGAUUGAUCCAAGGUCAAACUAUGCACUUAUUGCCACUAUUGAGGCUCUUGAUCCGGAUUUUGGAUGGUAUUAUAUUGGCUGCCGCAAAUGUCACAAAUCUGCAAAGGAGGAGGAUGUUCCAAUUGUUGUGGUAAAAAUUGAAGGCGAAACAUCGUCUAAGAAGUCGAGGUCACAAAUUCCUUCAAAGACAGUGUUUCAUUGUGAGACCGAAAGCUGCCCUAAACAAAUAACCACAGCAAGUCCGAGAUACAAAGUGAGACUUGAUAUUGAAGAUGGGACACCAGGAUCUUGCACUUUUGUGAUAUUUGAUGAUUGUAUUCGUCUUCUAAUGAAUAAAUCAUGCGAACAAAUCAGAGAAACUAUUCCCCCAGGUACCCCCAACAAUCAAAUACCGGAGGAACUUUACCAACUUGUAGGGAAGAAGCUCAUAUUCAAAUUUGAGGCGACUGAUUAUGUCAUACAAACGGGCUCGACGGUUUACAAACGCACAAAAACUAUUGAGGAUCCCAUACUUAUUACAAAAUUUGAGAAUGUUGUUGGUCCUGUAGAGAUUGAAGAUGUUAACAGUAUCACCAAUCUGGAUACAUCUGAUGUGGCUAUUUCGCAGUCUGUUUCCUCAAACAUCCCUAAGGUGACUGGUUCAAGCUCUGUUGGAACUGAAUAUGAUCAAGACGAUGAACCUAUCACUCCGGUUAGCUUUAUUCAAAAGCGGAAGGUUGUUGAGAUUGACGUCGACGACCAGGAACAUCAGGCUUCAACUAAUAAAAAGCAUGUCUAA
Molecule: messenger RNA, 1125 nt
Organism: Oldenlandia corymbosa var. corymbosa
Lineage: Eukaryota; Viridiplantae; Streptophyta; Magnoliopsida; Gentianales; Rubiaceae
Source: the annotation of a GenBank genome assembly